Molecule: messenger RNA, 1250 nt
Organism: Geodia barretti
Lineage: Eukaryota; Metazoa; Porifera; Demospongiae; Tetractinellida; Geodiidae
Source: the annotation of a GenBank genome assembly
UAUGCUUGUUUAUGUGUGUAGGGAGUGUGGGGAGUGAGGGAGAAAGAGGAGGAGGGGGAGAUGGAGAUGAGAGCCAGUUUUGCCGAGGAAACUGUCCCGAAGCUUCACUCGGAGUUUGCCGUCCUCUACGACCUCUUCAAGGACAAGGUGGUGGAUUUCAUGCACAAGUUGACGGCCCACUCAGAGCAGAAGCUGCGCUUUCUCUGUUUCCGACUGGACUUCAACGAAUUCUACAGCUCCAGUUCCAGUGAACUCCGUAGCACGUCCUUCAUCAGGAAGAUGAAAUAGAAACUCUAUUGUUUCAUGUGCGCAUGCAGUGAGUGUUGAUGUGUAUAAUGUGUCUGUCUAUUGUAUUAUAUAUAUGUCCUAUCUUUAUGUCGUGUGUACAAUUAUAUUUUGGUAACAGUGCUAUUAAAGAUCAUAUUGCACGGGGCAAUGUAUUAGAGGCAAACAAUGGUCAAGGAACCCCCGGUGGGAUUGUCGGGCCGGGCCGGGCGUGCGCACAAACUUGUGGGACAAAUACGCAUGCGCGGUCGAUCGCGCAGCGUAGGACGUACGACUGCGACUCUGCGAGCGAACGACGGAGGGAUGGCUGGAUCUGGCGACAUCAGCAGCCUGAGCGAAUCAACUCCUCGCUUCACUCCAAGACUGGACUUCUCUACUAACAGUGAAGGAGGAGGAGGAGGAGGAGGAGGCCUCACUGGGCACCAACAGGUGGUCAUCUCUGCCACCAUAUCCUCCGCCGUCCUGCUGACUCUACUGGCAGUGUUGGUUGUGGCUCUCGUGAAACUGGUGCAGUUUAUCCGAACAUCCAUGACUUUCAAAAAGUUCAUGGCUGAUGCAUCACAAGCAGAAUUCUCCCGAGACGGAAACCCUCUCUACCACCCAAACCACACCCCCAUAAAGCUCCCCGCCCACAUUAUGGACGGUGAUCUAGACAUUAAGAUUCCGGAAUAUUCUACAAACCACUUGCGAGAUGAAGGAAAUACAACUUUGCCAGGCCCCUCUUCUCAAACCCAGACAGAGGCAUGUCCCGUUCCCAAUUCCACUGGAACCGGAAUAAGACCACAUGAGAAUGGAAUCCGUGAAGAACCGACAUUAAAGAGUGGUGAUGAAGCUCAAGGAAACGGGAUCAGAGAAAGCAGCACUGUGCGUGGAAUGGAAAAGCCGAAACUUUCGAAUGUUAACAUUCAAGCAUCAUCAGUAAUAGAAACUAGAACAAAGCAGUAAAGCAACUCUGGCAUUUUGUG